Molecule: messenger RNA, 735 nt
Organism: Dichomitus squalens LYAD-421 SS1
Lineage: Eukaryota; Fungi; Basidiomycota; Agaricomycetes; Polyporales; Polyporaceae
Exons: 4
Coding region: 1-735 (244 amino acids)
Biological process (GO): protein targeting to ER
Cellular component (GO): membrane; signal peptidase complex
Source: RefSeq, a predicted model, not a curated record
AUGGCUCCGCGUUCGCCCAAGUCCGGUCCCUCACCCUCACCCGCACCCCCGACAUCCGACACAGACGCGGCACCUCCGCUGCCGCCAAAAGACGACUCGAGCGUGGCCCACAGGUCGAGCAUCGACGCGCUCUUGGUCCCCGUGGCUGGCGAGGAGCGCGAAGAGGUCAAGGUCAACAACGCGAGCGUGGCAGACAUGAAGCAUGCAUGCGACGACGCCCUCAAACGAUUCCUCUCCCGACCGGAUCUUUUCAAGCAAAUCCACACCCACACCGACGUCCGGCUGGCCCUCGGUUGGCUUUCUGUGCUCAUAGCAGGCGGUACAGGUCUCUAUGGCUGGCGUGUACCAUUUGAGCAAAGCAAGCCCGCGGUAUGGGCAGGUGUCAUCUUAUACGUGAUCCUCACCAUCACCCAAACACUGUACGCGUACUUCAUCGAGGGCGACACCGUGUUCGUCGGCAGGCGAAAGACGUUCGACAAGCGCAUCGUGACCGAGCGGAUAACCAUCACCGCGAAGACGACGCCCUCCACCCCUUCAUCGCCCCCCGGCUACGCGCUCGGGCUCGCGUACGUCCGCUCGGCGUCGGGCGGGAAGACGCUCCUCGGCAAGGGCCGCGCGAGCGAGGAGCGCAAGUUCACGGAGUUCUUCGACGAGCGCGGGGUGCUCGACCAGGAGCGGUUCGAGCGCUGGGUCGGGCAGGUCGUCGGGCGCGUCAUGGACGGCAAGGCCGAGUGA